AUGGAAGAACUCUCGAAGUUGCUUUUGCAAUUAAUCUCAUUCAUUGGAAUGAUACUGCUUGCGAUGGUGGCAGCAGCGGCAGCGGCAGCGGCAGCUCAAGCCCAACCUGGCUGCGCCAACAAGUGUGGGGAUAAUGUAGAAAUUCCAUUUCCAUUUGGCUUGAGUGAAGAAUGCUACUUGAACAAGAUGUUCAAUAUUAGUUGUGAUGACUCUCUUAGUGCAACGAUAGGGGUCAACGUCCGUGUUACAAACAUAUCCAUUGAGGCUCAUGAAAUGCAUGUCCUGGCACUUGUAGCCCGAGACUGUACAAUGCCUCGGGUUCCAUCGAAUCCGAUUAUCCAUCCUGGUUUUGCGCAGGAAAGUUUACCAUUUCUACAACCAAAAAUCAGUUCAUUGUUCUUGGCUGUGACACUGAGGGCAUUAUUAGUUGGGAGAAAAAUGAAAAAAUAUACUCGACAGGGUGCAGAUCUCAAUGAAACUUUAGCUUCUCCACUGAUUACCUUCAGAAACGGCCAAGCCAUUGGCGUCCAAUGGUACUUGAUUGGGCAAUUGGGGAGGAAAGAUGCGAAGAAGCUCAGAGAAAACCGAAUUACGCAUGUCAGGAUCCGAAUAGUGAAUGCCAUAAUCCAAAAACAAGGUCGGGGUACCAGUGCAAAUGCAGGCAGGGUUACCAAGGGAACCCAUACCUCCCUCACGGUUGCCAAGUUGGCCGAGGAGGUUUUGGUACGGUUUACAAAGGUUUUUUUAGCAGACAAUAAGAUCGUUGCCAUCAAGAAGUCCAAGAUAGAGGAUGAAAACCAAAUUGAGCAAUUCAUCAACGAGGUUGUUGUGCUCUCCCAAAUUAAUCAUAGGCAUGUUGUCAAACUCUUGGGAUGUUGUUUAGAGACACAAGUUCCUUUGCUUGUCUACGAAUUUGUCCCGAAGGGUACCCUUUUCAAGUACAUUCAUCAGGAAAGCAAUGCGUCCACAUUUCCAUGGGAAACCCGCUUGAGGAUAGUUGCAGAAACAGCUGAGGCACUAUGGUAUCUACGUUCUGCAGCCUCAAUACCUAUAAUUCACAGGGAUGUAAAAUCAACAAAUAUACUGCUUGAUGAUGAUUUCACUGCAAAAGUCUCCGACUUUGGAACUUCAAGAUUGGUUCCGAGAGAUCAAAUGCAACUAGCCAUUGUAGUACAAGGAACUCUUGGAUACUUAGAUCCUGAAUACUUGCAAAUAAACCAAUUGACAGAGAAAAGUGAUGUCUAUGGCUUUGGAGUGGUGCUCGUGGAGCUACUUACAGGAAAGGAGGCACUUUUAUUUGCUAGGUCCAAGGAGCAAAGAAGUCUGGCUAUGUAUUUUAUUUCUUCCAUAAAAGAGGAAAGAUUGUUUGAAAUUCUUGAAAAUCACAUAGUUGCAGAAGGAAAUAAGGAGCAGAUCCAACAAUUUGUGGAGCUUGCAAGGAGAUGCUUAGCAGUAAAAGGGGAUGAGAGGCCUACAAUGAGGGAAGUAGCAAUGGAAUUAGAAGGAAUAAGAGAGAUGCAGGAGCGUCUCUGGUUUAACAUGGUAGCAAAUUCAGAAGAGGUAGAACACUUGCUUGGUGAGACAUGCGAGGCUAACAAAUAUGGGGGAAGUAGCAGUACCGUAACUACUGGAUAUCAUCAUAGCAUGAAUGACCAUGGAACCUACGACUUGGGAGAUGGAAGAUGAAUGUUUUGUGCUAACAUAUACGGAUGUUGAUGUCAUUUUCUUCUCAUGCAUAUAUGCAAUUUCCUACUUUUAUUCUGUA
Molecule: messenger RNA, 1765 nt
Organism: Juglans microcarpa x Juglans regia
Lineage: Eukaryota; Viridiplantae; Streptophyta; Magnoliopsida; Fagales; Juglandaceae
Product: putative wall-associated receptor kinase-like 16
Exons: 4
Coding region: 1-1686 (561 amino acids)
Biological process (GO): cell surface receptor signaling pathway; protein phosphorylation
Cellular component (GO): plasma membrane
Molecular function (GO): protein serine/threonine kinase activity; ATP binding; polysaccharide binding
Source: RefSeq, a predicted model, not a curated record